UGUCAAAGGGAGGCCCAAAGCUUGGCUUGACUGGGCGGAGAGACCUAACACGCACGCGCCGCCGCCUGCUCGGCCGCCGUCAACUGCCCGUCGACGUUCCGGCCUCCCCCUCCCCAGGUCCUGUUUGCGAGUGCGCCCCCGGGCCCCAGGCUGCUGGUCUGCUGCCCUACCGUGCUGCCGGCCGGACGCCCCUCGCCGCCGCGCGCCUGCGCUCUUCCCUGCCGGCCUGCCGCCUCCCGCACUGGCUCCCCUAACUGGCGCCGUUCUUGAAAAUUUUCUACAUGGGGAAGAAGCCGGGCAGCGCUGGCCCUUCCUCGGCAUCCAGGCCCAUGAACCAGGCCGUGUCGCUCCGCGAGGAGACCUCCGGAAAGACGCAAGCCGACACGCCCUCCCUGCUGAGGGUCCAGCACCUGCAGCGGCUGGGGGCGUGGGCAAGCGGCGAGGCGGGAGUUGGCUCGAUCGGAGCGCUGCUGGGCUGCCGCUUCGCCACCGACGCCGAGGCGGCCGGGAUCCCCAUAGGUGCUUCCACCUUCCUUUGCCAGAGAUGUGAAUCAAUCUUACAGCCAGGCUUCAACUGCACAAUCCGCAUAAAGAAGAACAAAAAUAAAGCAAAACGGCGCAAGAAGUCAAAUCCUGGCCAAAACAGUGUUGCCUAUGCAUGCCAUUUCUGUGGAGACCAAAACCUGAUACGGGGUAGUGGAAAAGGCAUCGUGAAGGGACUGUUAUCAUCAAGAAAGCCUGUUAGCACAAUGUUGAAAGCAGAACAUAUGAACGUGCCAACAGUAACUACUAAAAAGGGGAUCGAGCAUUCUGUGACAGCAGCCUCGUAACCGGAAUCAUCCAGGCUGAAAAUAUCCAUUCUUGAAAAGGAUAAACAAGGUAAUGGGCCUAAAUCUAAUCUUCCUGAAGAUUAUAAAGUGGAGAAAGGGGCAGUUUUCUCAAUGGUGGAUCGUGGUCAGUUAGCGGCUGCACACAAAGACAUCCUGAAGAAAAUCGAAGUAGAAAGCGCACAUGAUAAAUGUGUGAAUGGAAUUGAGCCUGUGGCAUCUAAAAAUACUAGUACAUGCGAACAUGAUGUCACUUCUGAAGCAGAAUUUCUAGCUGGGUCAAACUUUGUUACUCCUCGGAAGAACAAACUGGCGGAAGUGGCUGCGCCUAUAGCUUCAGCAGAAGCAUUGAAGACUAGAAGUACACUGAACAGCAAAGCGCAGAAUUGUGGUUCAGUUGCUGGCAGUUAUAGCAAGUCAGCUUCGAAUACCAAAUCUGCUCCAGGUGGUUCUACUAAUCAGGCAGCUGGCAGUUCAAGGAAGCGGGCAAGAAAAGGGUGGACUACGCUGAAGCAGAUUGCUGAGAAGGAGGAGCUUGAGAGAAAAGAGAAGAUGGAUAACUUUGUAAUCCCGUUCUUCAUGCAGUAGAACAUCUUUUACAGUUGGCCCCUGCCUGCUGUAAACGUUGGGCUGGAAGAACAGUUAAUUCACAGAGGCAAAGAUACAACUUUCUUUGCUCCAUGAUAUUGUCGCUAUGCCAUGAUUUGAUGAGGAUUCUUAUUCUUUGAUGUAAUGAUGCUGGAACUGCCGCUGCUAUUGGCUUGAUCUA
Molecule: messenger RNA, 1596 nt
Organism: Triticum dicoccoides
Lineage: Eukaryota; Viridiplantae; Streptophyta; Magnoliopsida; Poales; Poaceae
Exons: 3
Coding region: 282-830 (182 amino acids)
Biological process (GO): RNA processing
Source: RefSeq, a predicted model, not a curated record